AGUCAGAAAUGGAUGAUGAAGACUGUGAAAGAAGAAGAAUGGAGUGUUUAGAUGAAAUGUCCAAUCUUGAAAAACAAUUUACAGACCUUAAAGAUCAACUUUACAAAGAAAGAUUAAGCCAGGUGGAUGCAAAACUUCAAGAAGUCAUAGCUGGAAAAGCACCUGAAUAUUUAGAACCGUUGGCAGCUUUACAAGAAAAUAUGCAAAUCCGAACCAAGGUGGCAGGUAUCUAUAGAGAGCUUUGUCUGGAAUCUGUGAAGAACAAGUAUGAAUGUGAAAUUCAAGCCUCUCGACAGCACUGUGAGAGUGAAAAGCUUCUGUUAUAUGAUACUGUACAAAGUGAACUAGAAGAGAAGAUUAGAAGACUUGAAGAAGACCGCCAUAGCAUUGACAUCACCUCAGAAUUAUGGAAUGAUGAGCUACAGUCCAGGAAGAAAAGGAAGGACCCAUUCAGUCCAGAUAAGAAGAAACCUGUUGUUGUAUCAGGUCCCUAUAUAGUUUAUAUGUUGCAAGACCUUGAUAUACUUGAAGACUGGACAACAAUAAGGAAGGCAAUGGCUACAUUGGGGCCACACAGAGUAAAGCCAGAACCACCUGUCAAAUUAGAAAAGCAUCUACACAGUGCUAGAUCUGAAGAAGGAAGACUCUAUUAUGACGGAGAGUGGUAUGGACGUGGACAGACGAUAUGCAUUGAUAAGAAGGAUGAAUGUCCUACAAGUGCCAUAAUUACAACAAUUAACCACGAUGAAGUUUGGUUUAAAAGACCAGAUGGAAGCAAGUCCAAGCUAUAUAUUUCUCAGCUACAGAAAGGAAAAUAUUCAAUAAAGCAUAACCACAACUGACAGUAGCUAGCCAGAUAUGAAACAAGUGGUAUUGCCAUGCUUGACGUGCCAUGGGCUGAAAGUUGUAUUUAACAGUGUUUUGUAUUCCUUAUAAAUUUACAGCAGUAUCUGAUGUGUAUUUGUAGUGCUGUAUGUAAACUUCAUAUGGAUCACCUUCAGAAACCUGAGGAUGCAAAAUCAUUUUGAUAAACAUUUUACAUCUAAAUUGGGUUCAGUGCCUAAGAUAUGAAGUAUGGUCUUCAAGAAUAAUUGCUCAGAAAUUCUCAUAUUUGUCAA
Messenger RNA from Athene cunicularia (burrowing owl), 1118 nucleotides. It is a transcript of the gene BRMS1L, whose product is annotated as BRMS1 like transcriptional repressor. Gene Ontology annotation, biological process: negative regulation of transcription by RNA polymerase II. Bases 9 to 842 code for a protein of 277 amino acids. Gene Ontology annotation, cellular component: Sin3-type complex. The transcript has 10 exons. Gene Ontology annotation, molecular function: histone deacetylase binding. The record is from RefSeq and is a predicted model, not a curated record. Lineage: Eukaryota; Metazoa; Chordata; Aves; Strigiformes; Strigidae.